AUGGCACCAGAGUCAAAGGACGAACGCGACCAAAGAGUUGCCAAACUCUGGGAAACACUGGACACUCGACGCGAGGGACACAUCGACCUACAUGGUCUAAAGAAAGGCCUAAAAAAAAUCGACCAUCCGCUCAAAAACGCAGAUGAGAUGGUUGUCAGCGUUGUCCAGCAAGUCGACACGAAUGGCGACGGGCGCAUAGACCAAGCUGAAUUCCACGCUUUCCUCAACCACACCGAAGAGGGACUAUGGAAGAUGUUCCAAAGCAUCGAUCGGAACCACAACGGAGAAAUUGACAAGGCCGAAUUGCGGAAUGCUUUCUCGAGUUCGGGGGUAACAGUCUCUGGCGCCAAGCUCGACCGGUUUUUCGCCGAGAUGGACAAAAACAACGACGGGGUGAUCUCAUAUGCAGAGUGGAGGGAUUUCCUCCUCUUCCUCCCCCUCCACUCCCCGACCGACCUCCACGCAGUCCUCUCAUACUACACGGCCACGGGUAAUCUAAACCCGGAAGGAGAUGUCCACAUCAAUGACCUGCAGGGUUUAGGUACAGACCAUCCGUUUCUUAGACACAUUUCGGGCAUCCAGCACCUUUUGUACAAUAUUCUGUCACUCCCUGCCUUGGCCUUCCUACUCCCUUCAGCCCACGCCGAAGCCAUUCAUGUCUCAAAACUGGAUCCCGUCCUCGAGAAUGAUCAUCUCUCGUUGGACGGCGAUUUUGAAGUGGAGUGGUUGACUAUUCCCCAGACUACCGCCAUGCGGAUGUUUUUCCGAUAUUAUGGACGGAGGUUGACCGAAAAUACCCCUCAAUUAGGCUACUUUUUCGCCGGUGGAAUCGCGGGCGCUGUUUCAAGGACGGCUACUGCACCUCUCGAUCGUCUCAAGGUCUACCUGAUUGCCCAAACCGGCGUGAAAGAAUCAACCGUUCGGGCGGCGAAGGAGGGAGCCCCGUUGGCUGCGGCUGGAAAUGCAUCCAAAACGUUAUUUGAUGCGCUCAAGGAAUUAUGGCGGGCCGGAGGAAUACGGAGUCUGUUCGCAGGAAACGGGUUGAAUGUGGUGAAAGUCAUGCCGGAAUCGGCCAUCAAAUUUGGCGCUUAUGAGUCUGCGAAACGAAUGUUUGCUCGACUCGAAGGACAUAAUGACCCCAAACGACUUCUUCCUACCUCCCAGUUCAUGUCUGGUGGCUUUGGUGGAAUGGUUGCACAAUGCUUUGUCUACCCUCUCGACACCCUCAAAUUUCGCAUGCAGUGUGAAACUGUGAAGGGUGGUCCGAAAGGCAAUCAACUCAUUGCGGCCACCGCGAGGAAGGUGUGGAACAAGAAUGGUCUCUUUGGCUUCUUCCGAGGUCUCCCCCUCGGUCUUGUGGGCAUGUUCCCCUAUGCCGCAAUCGAUCUAUCAACAUUUGAGUAUCUCAAACGUACCCUCAUCGCAAAAAAAGCCCGUGAGCUUGGCUGCCAUGAGGAUGAUGUUCCCCUUGGAAACUUCUUGACAGGCGCAAUUGGCGCCACGAGUGGAGGAUUCAGUGCCUCAAUUGUCUACCCUCUUAACGUUCUCCGCACUCGACUACAAACACAGGGCACCUUCAUGCACCCACCUACGUACACCGGCAUUGGCGAAGUCCUCAGAAUUACUCUUAAAUCUGAGGGACCACGAGGCCUUUAUAAAGGCCUCACACCCAACCUCCUCAAAGUGGCACCGGCCAUGUCAAUCAGUUACGUGGUUUACGAAAACGCCAAGCGCACACUUGGUCUCCGGUGA
Messenger RNA from Penicillium brevicompactum, 1752 nucleotides. RefSeq names its product calcium-binding mitochondrial carrier protein. The transcript is spliced from 8 exons. Gene Ontology annotation, molecular function: calcium ion binding; ATP transmembrane transporter activity. The record is from RefSeq and is a predicted model, not a curated record. Lineage: Eukaryota; Fungi; Ascomycota; Eurotiomycetes; Eurotiales; Aspergillaceae. Bases 1 to 1752 code for a protein of 583 amino acids. Gene Ontology annotation, biological process: transmembrane transport.